GGUGCAUUGUGUGCCGAUGUUUACAAGUUUGAUUAUAUCAGUAAUCACAUCGCAAUCACAAUUUUUAAUCAUUCCAUAGAGUAUCAGAAGUUGCAUUCCAAUCUGUGAGACAGCUUGGCAUCACCAUUAGCGAUCAACAGAGAUCAUGAGUCGUGUCAGCCAUGCAUGGAUAGCGAUGCUACGACAGAAUCGUCUUGACAACUUCAUCAACGCCUUUCGUAGCCUUGGAGUGGAAAACACAGACGAUCUACUGGACGUCUUCAAUGAUGAUCUUCUAUCUUUAGGAAUGACUAAAAUUCAAAGAAAUCGGUUUAAUCGAAUGUGUUCUGAAUUGAGAGGUGAUGAUAAAACAACUGAUUCUAUUCUACCCAGAGGGAUUCUAUCACCAACUUCAAAUAAUAGUACUAGUACUAAUUCACAAGAUAUCCAGUCACCGCACACCUUUCAUCAAGGUCAAUGUCAGCAGUUGGAGUCUGGUUUGAGUUCAUCUGAUGUUUGGUCUCCUCCAGCAAUUGGGCAAGGGUUACAUCGACCAAUAGAAACAGGUUUAAGCUCACACAAUGUUCUAACUUCCCCGUCCAUUCGACAAGACAAUCAUCAGCCAAUGAUUUCACCAAAUGUCCAGUCUUCUCAAGCCAUUGGGCAAAGUUUACAUCGAUCAAUAGAAUCAAAUUUAAGUUCACACGAUGUUCUAACUUCCCCAUCCAUUCGACAAGACCAUCAUCAGCCAAUGAUUUCAUCAAAUGUCCAGUCUUCUCAAGCCAUUGGGCAAAGUUUACAUCGACCAAUAGAAUCAGGUUUAAGCUCACAUGAUGUACUGUCUUCUUCGGCCAUUGGGCAAGAUCAUCAGCCACUGAAAGCAAGUUUGAUUUCGCCUAAUGUCCAGUCUUCUUCAGCCAUUGGGCAAGAUAUACAUCAACCAAUAGAAUCAGGUUUAAGUUCACACAAUGUCCUGACUUCCUCGGCCAUUGGGCAAGAUCAUCAGCCACUGAAAGCAAGUUUUAUUUCACCUAAUGUCCAGUCUUCUUCAGCCAUUGGACAAGAUUUACAUCGACCAAUAGAAUCAGGUUUAAGUUCACACAAUAUCCUGACUUCUUCGGCCAAUGGGCAAGAUCAUCAGCCACUGAAAGCAAGUUUGAUUUCGCCUAAUGUCCAGUCUUCUCAAGCCAUUGGGCAAGAUUUACAUCAACCAAUAGAAUCAGGUUUAAGUUCACACAAUGUCCUGACUUCUUCGGCCAUUGGGCAAGAUCAUCAGCCACUGAAAGCAAGUUUGAUUUCGCCUAAUGUCCAGUCUUCUCAAGCCAUUGGGCAAGAUUUACAUCGACCAAUAGAAUCAGGUUUAAGUUCACACAAUGUCCUGACUUCUUCGGCCAUUGGGCAAGAUCAUCAGCCACGUAAAGCAAGUUUGAUUUCGCCUAAUGUCCAGUCUUCUCCAGCCAUUGGACAAGAUUUACAUCGACCAAUAGAAUCAGGUUUGAGUUCACACAAUGUCUUAACUUCUCCAGCCAUUUGGCAAGACCAUCAGCCAAUGAAAGCAAGUUUUAUUUCACCUAAUGUCCAGUUUUCUCCAGCCAUUGGUCAAGCUUUACAUCAAUCAAUAAAAUCAAGUUUGAGUAUACAUGAUGUCAAGUCAUGUCCAGCCUCUGGGCAAGAUUUACAUCAACCAAUAGCAUCAGAUUCCAGUUCACAUGAUACCAAGUAUUCUUCAGCUGUUGAGCAAGAUCAAAGUCAGUCUUUGGAAUCAAGUUUGUGUUUAUGUGAUGUCAAGUCUCCUGCAAUUGUUGAGCAAGGUUUACACCAACCAAUGGAAUCAGACUUGAGUUUACCUGAUAUCCAGUUGCCUCCAUCCAUUGAGCACUGUCCAAUGGAUCAGUCGGAUGAGCAGAGUGGUCAAACUGGUUUUCAGUUGUCAGAUUUUUCAGUCAAUGCUCAUGACCAGUCUCACAAGAAGUCUCCAGACCAUCUAACUAGCGACCAAUCUGAUUGUCAAUUUUUAUAUCAGACAGUUGCUUGUCAACUCAAGCCAACUCAUUCAAAUUGUGAACAAUAUGUUAUUUUCUACAAAACCUUUGAUUGUUUACUGAAGACUGUGAGUCGUAAGAUAGAUGGCUUGGAUCCUGAUAAACACACAGUAGAUUACCUGAUAUGUUUGUUAUCCAAAGUGGAUCCAUUGACGGAAGAUUGUGAAGUUCAGAUUUAUACAGCAGAGGGUAUUCCUAUCACAUGUGAUGUGUUCCUCAAUAAAUGGACUCUAAAGAAACGUAAAAUUGAGUCUGGAUCAGUUUUAUUUGUGAUCUUUACUAAGACUGGUUUACGAGACAUGACACUAAUUACUGAGGAGAAGCUAGACCAUGAGGUUGGAAUGGCGAUACUAUAUGUCCAUAUCAUGAUGGGUGACACAUACAAAGUACAUGUAGACUUGGCAAAUGACACAGUAUUGACUCUAAAACGAAAGAUCUACUCGGCCACUGGUAUUGAGACAAGCUGUCAAAGGCUCAGAUUGGAUGAUUGUAGUUGGAAAAACUCGGAUGAUGACAGUCUUGAUAAACACGGGGUUGUUGAUGGUCAGACAAUAAUGGUGGCACUUUCAUCGCUGACAUGUGAUAACUAUGUCAGUAAGAGUCGCCAAUUUGAUGCUGAUAUCAACACAUACACGGAACAAACACUGACUGGACUGGCUGUAUUUUACUCAGUUUUGAAUGUAGUUAUUAGUCAUAACCACUCAAAGAUAAACAAUAAGAAUGUUCUUGGCUUUGUACGAAAACUCACUGCAUUUCCACCGCUUGUUGCAAGUUUGGAUCUGCAGUUACACCAACGAAAUAUGAACUUUGCACAAAAGGUGUGUUUGGUUGAAGGAUUAUACUUCCUGUUCAGACGGUUACUACCAAAGCCUGGAACCGAUGGUAAAGAUGGUGUAUUGGAUAAGUGUGUAUUUGAACACUCUGCAUCUUGCUGGGCAUAUAUACUAACCAAUGCAAAUGCAAGUGAUGGUGCCAGUGAAGUAUAUAAGACAAUAGACUUAGCGUGUCCCAUAUCAUGUGCCAGAUUGAUGGAACCAGUCAGAAUAAAUGGUAUUGAAGAAAUCUGUGAAAAAGCAGUUGUAGUCAAGAAAAUACAAGACGGUGACAAGGUUUGUGGCAUAGUUGUACCACCGUCAGUUUUAGCCAAUGUGAAUCCUGCGUCUGACAUUGAACGUUUAUUACUCUGCCAUCCAUACUCUACUACAUUAUGCUAUGUAUGGCAGAAGCCAAAGAAUUGUUUGUAUGAACUAAAAGAUAUAAAACAAGAAUCAUUGAUUAAAAUGGAAGAGCAAAUACUGUCAUUUGAUUAUUUGAAAUUAUACCCACCGCUGAAAUUGAAGAAUCCUAUGAAUGUACCCAGUCCCUGCUUGACGUUAAACAGUAACGCUACUAUGGUUGUCUACACCGGCAUGGGUAAAGACGUGGGACAUUCUCUGCAUUUAUAUGACUCAGUUAAACAAAGCACACAGAUAAUACAGGCAGAUGAACUUGCUUUAAGUUUGAGGAACUAUCCCUUCUCUGCAGUUAGCUGUACAAAAGAAGUAGGGAAAGGGAACUUUACGAGAGAACCGACUGAGGCCAUUGUGGUUUUGUUUGACACUAGCAGCUCAAUGAAUACGUCAUGUUUUGGAGAGACAAUGAAAAGGAUUGAUUCUAUCAAACAGUUAUUCCAUGCAUUUGCAAAUAGAAGUAUGGCGUACAACUUUGCCCAUAUUAUUGGUCUGACUGAAUUCAGCAGCGCAGUCACCGUGGUUGACAAAUGUAAUGAAUCAUUUGAACAUUUCAAGAAUAAAGUUGAUAAUCUAUAUGCAUAUGGUAGAACUCUCAUGUACGAUGCAAUUGUUGAAGGUAUAUCACAAUUGAAUGUAAUUGGAAAGAAAUAUCCAAACUGUAAAAAAAGGCUGCUCUGCUUGUCUGAUGGUUUAGAUAUUGGUUCUUCCACCACGCUGCUGAUGGCUGCUAAGGCUUUACAGGUAUGA
Molecule: messenger RNA, 4000 nt
Organism: Saccoglossus kowalevskii
Lineage: Eukaryota; Metazoa; Hemichordata; Enteropneusta; Harrimaniidae
Biological process (GO): protein ubiquitination
Molecular function (GO): protein binding; ubiquitin-protein transferase activity
Source: RefSeq, a predicted model, not a curated record